AUGGACGGUGAUCCAGCUGUUGAGCCGCAGCUCGACUCGUUCAGCCUGGCGUUUCCCUUGCCGUUCCGCGUCGGCUUCAUCGUGACCCUAGCCGUCUGGGGAUGGGGCGCCAACCUUCACAUCCUCCACUUCUGCAACAUCGACGUGCCGGCGCUCAUACGGUACCCCGGACGGGCAUCGCCGCAUCAUGCACCGCAUCACUUCUCGACGUACCGGCUCGGCGCCUUGCUUACGGCGCUCUUCGCCGCGGCCAUGACUCUGUUCUGGCUCCUGACAUGGCGCGUUCCGUCGCGGGUGAUCGAGUACGACUGGGUUCCGAUGAUGUACCUCGUCGCCGUCGUCGCCGCCUUCGUCCUUCCUCUGCGAGACCUUCCCGGACGCGGUCGACGACGGUUCCUCGCGACGCUGCGUCGCGUCAGCCUCGGAGGCAUCGCCGAGGCGGCCGACGGCAGGUUUGGGGACAUUUUGCUCGCCGACGUGCUGACGUCGUACGCCAAGGUCUGCGGCGACCUGUUCGUCACGACGUGCAUGUUCCUCAGCCGCGGAGGCUCGUCGACGGAACGGCCGGACCGAAACUGCGGGGGGACGGUCAUGGUGCCGCUGCUGAUGGCGGUGCCGAGCAUGAUCCGCUUCCGGCAGUGCAUCAUCGAGUACCUGCGCGUUCGACGGGCACCUUACAAGGAAUCGACGGGCUGGGGAGGGCAGCACUUGGCCAACGCCGCCAAGUAUUCGACGGCAUUCCCCGUCAUCGUCGCGAGCACGCUUCAGAGGAGCACGCAGGACGCGGCGGCAAAGGCGACGUACAACAGAGCCUGGCUCGUCGCCGUCGUCGUCAACUCGCUGUACUCCUUCUACUGGGACGUGGCAAAGGACUGGGACCUGACGCUCUUCUCGUCGCGGCACGAACGCAACUCGCCCCAGCAUGAGUGGGGGCUGCGCGACCGGCUCGUCUUCCGGACACCGACGCUGUACUAUGUGGCAGUCGUCCUCGACCUCGUUCUGCGAUGCAGCUGGUCGAUGAAACUGAGCCCGCACCUCAGCCGGUUUGGCGAUUUCGAGAGCGGCAUAUUCCUCGUGGAGUUUCUCGAAGUCUUCCGACGAUGGGUGUGGAUUUUCUUUCGUGUCGAGACCGAGUGGAUCAGGAGUUCGGCCACGAGCAUGGCCGUCGACGACAUUCUGCUGGGAGAUUACCACGACGACGACGGUUAA
Drechmeria coniospora is the source of this 1209-nucleotide messenger RNA. RefSeq names its product protein-ER retention protein. The transcript is spliced from 2 exons. The record is from RefSeq and is a predicted model, not a curated record. The coding region runs from base 1 to 1209 and encodes 402 amino acids. Gene Ontology annotation, cellular component: cytoplasm; membrane. Lineage: Eukaryota; Fungi; Ascomycota; Sordariomycetes; Hypocreales; Ophiocordycipitaceae.